Molecule: messenger RNA, 2577 nt
Organism: Phialemonium atrogriseum
Lineage: Eukaryota; Fungi; Ascomycota; Sordariomycetes; Cephalothecales; Cephalothecaceae
Exons: 4
Coding region: 296-2350 (684 amino acids)
Molecular function (GO): protein binding
Source: RefSeq, a predicted model, not a curated record
CGUCAUGGCGUUAUGCUAGCAGAUUUGACGACCGUCACCAGUCUUCCAGAUCUAUGCGCUGAGGACCUCCCGCGACCACUCUCAAUUAGAGUUACCUAUUAGAAGUCGCGUAGUCGCAAGUUGUCGUAACCUAGAUCUGGCCCCAUUCAAGUGCCCACCGUCGAAUCCUCAAACCCUCCCAACUCUCGAACUCUCUCCCGCAAUUUCGCCGUCUCCAAACGUCACAUACCCCUCCACAUAGACUUGAUGGUUGCCGAACCGUGAGGGAGCCUUCCUGGCAGGAUCAUCCGAUACAAUGGCCGUCAAAGGCGAGAACGUGUACCACCCGACCGAAGGCCUCAUUUUAUCUCAGCCCCGGCGGCACUUCAGGGCCACAGUCAAGCCGGUACAUUGGCAGCUACGCUCUCUCCUCGGCGCAGAGAAGCACAACAUCGUCUACUUUCCGACCGGAAGCGGCAACGUGCAUGUCCAGAGAUUAAACACCGUCACCGAAGAAACCGAAACGAUCAAGAUCCUCCCCUUCCAGCCGCGAUGCUUGGUUGCCAGAAACGGCUGGAUAUGUUGCGGGGGCGAGACUGGCGAAUUCGCGGCGAUCCGCGUCGACGAUGGGGACAACCCGUCCGAACUGGUCCGCCUUGCAAUGGAAAUCGAUUCGCGGGCGCCGAUGAGCAUCGAUUCUUCUAACCUCGAUGACAGCAUACUAGAAAUCCUCGCCCAAUCCAGAUCCACUAAGAGCCUUGUCGCAAAGAGCAAGACGUUCGGCAAGGAGCGCGUCAACUGCAUCACCAUGUGGUUCCCACCGUCGCUAGUCGAGCCCUCUCAAGGCGCCUAUUCGAAGCCCGUUGCAGUAUUGUCGAACAAUGACAAAACAGUUGCCCUCGUUAGUCUGCAUAAUCAGGAGGCUCUAGAUGAGCUUCCAUAUCCCGACUGCGUCAACCGCGCAGUCAUAUCACCGGAUGGUCGACUUCUGAUUGCUAUCAGCGAUGACCCGUAUCUCUACGUCCACGAGAGAUGUGAGAAGCGGGACACGCCAACAGCAUCAUUCCCGCAUGUGGAUCGACAUGCGUUCGAGUGGAGAGCCUGCAACAGGCUCCAUCUCAAGAGCCAGAAGAAGGGGGAUCGGUCAGAUAACAGAGGCAGCUUUGCGGCUUGCUUCUCCAGCACUGGGGCUUACCUAGCCGUGGGCACGCAGUAUGGCACCAUCUCGAUAUUCGAUACCAAAACCCUGGCUGAUCCGGGAGCGGAUCCUCUCCUUACCUCCUUCCCCUCGUCAAGACCCAAUGUUGAGCUAGGUGCCGUUAGGGACAUGGCGUUUUCGCCCGGGCCAAUUGACCUUCUUGCCUGGACAGAGGACCGCGGCAGGGUGGGCGUGGCAGACCUGAGAAGCAAUUUCAUAUCUCGGCAGAUCCUGGAGCUCGACAAGCCGGAUUCGUACGAUCACAUUUCCGUGCUCGACCGGAGCUCAAUAGACCCCCGACUGCUGGACCAACGCAGCGACCGGAACGACAACCUGGCGAGCUCGUCAACCGCUUCCGAUGUCGCAACAGAUACUCGACAGGAGGACCGACCAGACACGCUCACGAACAUCGAGCGAUACAAUCAACCGUUGACGGCGGAUGAGACCAUGGUUUUGGAGGCCCUUCAGGAUCACGGGAGGCGGAGGGCUCAGCGCGCUGCAGGCCAGAGCGGCUCAGCACCCAGAUUUCCCUGGAUGGAGCGAAGCACCAGGGCCACCUUGGGGUCGUCGGAAAAUCCACGGUCGGGAGAGCGCAGCGAAAGCGUCUCUCGCGCGGUCAGCGAGAUCAUGGGCAACCUCCGAGAACAAAGAGAGCGGCUCCGCGACAGCCAAGAACGCCUGAGGGCGGCGGUCCGGGAGGAGAACGAUGCCGACAGGCGCCGGUCGGCCGUGCCGCCCCCCGCGCCCCGGCGCGCCAGCGGGCUUGGGAGCACGGCGGCGACCACCGCCGACAGUGACACCCAGGCCAACCGGAGGACUCUCUCGCGCCUGGUGGCCAACAACCCGAACGCCUUUGGCGGGUGGGUUGACCUGGAGGUUCUGCACAACUUCACCUUCGACGGCCAGGAUGGUGGCCUGCUGUCCGCGGUCGAGAGCGACAACCGCCGCCGGGACCGCGCGGCGUUUCUUAUGCAGGCGUGGGGGGACAGCCCGUCACGCCGGUAUAUGGGGCAAUAUAUGGGCCGCGAUCCUCGUUCUGAUCCACACGACACUGCGGGCCUCGCCUGGAGCGAGGACGGGCAGUUCUUGUUUGCGGCUGCUGAGAAUGGCAUCUACGAGUUCCGUGUGAAUAUGUCCCGCAGGAAACUCCUGCCGAGCAUCACCCUGCAGUGAUCAUGUCUCUGACCGCCAGGGGUUGUUUAUGUUACACAAAUAUGGCGUUUCGCGGCGUUCCCAGGGGUUUUAUCCCAUUUUAUUUUAUUCAAUCAAGAUUGUACGAGUUCUCUCCCUCGGUAUCACAGCAUGGAGGCUGUAUCCUAACUUCCUAGGUGUGCCUUACAGAUUGAUGCCGUGCGAAGACGGCUGCUGACUGAGGGCCUUGCACUUGUACAAAGGGGAAA